This is a messenger RNA of Mytilinidion resinicola, 347 nucleotides long. RefSeq lists its product as uncharacterized. The coding region runs from base 57 to 239 and encodes 60 amino acids. The transcript has a single exon. Lineage: Eukaryota; Fungi; Ascomycota; Dothideomycetes; Mytilinidiales; Mytilinidiaceae. The record is from RefSeq and is a predicted model, not a curated record.
GCAGUCUGUGAGUCUUCAUCGCGCUUUUUUUGAACGUUGAUGAAUGCUAUGAGGUUAUGAUGUGCUAUUUCUGGCUACAAAUAAACGAGCUCGCCGCUUUCCUGAGGAUGAAGAUUUGUUCCUGCUGGAGCAUUUUAAUAAUCGGCAGCCUUGCAAUCUUGCAAUAUGCCCGGGCAAACAGUCUAUUCAAAGCAUCACAAUCUGUAUGUGUGGGACCAGGAACAAGUUGCAUGACUUGAAUUCCGUGCCCUGCCCUAGAGAUGGGGGCAAUUUUGGAUAGUUCAGUAUGUGUUGCUAACAAGUCUGGAUCGAGGAUACCCUUUCAUCCCUCUAUUUUACUCCAGGGU